This is a messenger RNA of Ceraceosorus bombacis, 2964 nucleotides long. The record is from the annotation of a GenBank genome assembly. Lineage: Eukaryota; Fungi; Basidiomycota; Exobasidiomycetes; Ceraceosorales; Ceraceosoraceae.
AUGUCAAGCAAAAAGCUGCCAAGCGCAUUUCCGAGCGCAGUUGCCUCUUCCUCGACGUCUAGGGAAGCACGCGACUUUGCUUCGAUAGCACCGCUUGACACGCCUCCGCCCAUCGAGUCUCUGUCCGAUCUCGUAGCGUAUCGAGCCGCGCAGAAACGGCAGAGCCCUGAUCCUGCCUCACUCGCACAAGCCUCCUCUUCUCCUCUUCACAAGACGUUUUGGUUCGGUAAUGGAAGCCAAAAUGAACCUUCCGCAAUUGACGAUACUCGCGCGCAGCCCGUCUUGGAGGACGAUGAGGCGAUCAGAGUCUCUGAAGGACGCAGACGGACUCCACAGCCAAACAUUUGGGAGCGAGCUCGUAGUGCGCUGAGUCCGCUGUCAGGACUAUUGGGGCAGUCAGCCCACACGGCAACCUCGCGAGACGAUGCAGGAAGCAAAAGCAUCGCUGGGGCAACCCGUGGUUCGGACUCGAGCGGGCCAGGCGCGAUGUAUGAGCGUCAAGCGGCAGAAGAUGAGGCAGGAUUGAGUGACACGGUAGAGCAGGAGGACGUGUCGCUCGAGUCCCUGCGUCUUUCGACCGCGUCCUUAGCCAUUCUCACUGCUGCGGUCGCUGGAGCGCAGAUGGCCUGGUGCCUGGAGCUGGCGUGAGUAGCGUGCGUGCUCUUUGUCUUCGAAACUCGCAACUUGCUGAAGCGCUUCUGCCUUUCCGCCUCGCUUUGCAGGUUUGGCACGCCCUACCUCUUGUCCCUGGGUCUGUCUAAAUCCUCCACCUCACUCGUAUGGCUGGCAGGCCCUGUCAGCGGGCUGAUAGCUCAACCGCUUGUAGGGUCCAUGUCGGAUCGAUCCACCUCCCGCUUCCGGCGAAGGAAGUACAUGCUGUCAGCUGCGCUCGUCCUCUCUCUCAGCACUCUUCUCGUCGCUUUUUCACGUCCUCUUUCUGAGCUGCUGGCCGAUAUCACAGGCGUUGGAAUGGGCGACUGGGAUCCCACAAGAGAGAAGACAGUGGUGGCAUACAACCAGUCCUUUGCUAUCGUCGGCUUCUGGAUUCUGGAUUUGAGCCUGAACGCUCUGCAAGCUGCUUCUCGGGCAUUAAUCCUUGAUGUCGCACCAUCUGAGCAACAAAGCAGCGCAAAUGCUUGGCAAGGACGCAUGACUGCCCUGGGCAAUCUGAUAGGCUAUUCUGCUGGAUGGCUCGACCUUGGAUCAUCUAGAGCCCUACGAUGGGUCGGAGGCGGUCAAUUCAGGAAAUUGGCGUUGGUCGCUUUGACGGGCAUGUUGGUCGGAGUGGGAACGACCUGUUUGCUCAUCGACGAGACAAAAGGUGCGCAUUCAAACGCUACCAGCGGAAGCACCAACACGACUACGCCACAUGGACAUACAGUGCAACCUCAAAGCAGUCUCUGGCAGGAGCUGAAGCUCUCGCUGAGAGACAUUUGGCAAGCAGCAAGAAGGCUCCCCCGACCUGUGCGAAGAGUUUGCAUGGUCCAACUAUUUGCGUUCAUGGGCUGGUUCCCGUUGCUAUUCUACGCCAGCAGCUACAUCGCAGAAGUUCACGCAGCCCAGAGAGGUGGUCGAGAUGCCGUGCUUCUUGAAGCUGGGCCGGCGCAGAACUUUCUUGGGCGGUCUGCGGCAGACAAGGACGCGGAAAGGGGAAGCAAAGCUCUGCUGUGAGUGUUUGCGUGUCGCUUCUCGGUCUUAGCGGUAUAGUUCGCAUCUAACGCCAAUUUGCUUCUAACCGCUGCUUCUGGAUGCAGAUUGUAUUCUCUCGUAGCUUUGGUUUCAGGAACUCUGCUGCCUUAUGUAGCUCUUGCUUCGGACUCGCGCUUGCAGAAUUUGUGGUCGAAGAGGCAGCCCUUGGCCAGUGAAGGUCUUACUGAGUCAACACAUCUGCUCCCCAGGAUGGGCGAGGAAGCAGGACUGACAACAUUGCCCAAGUCCAGGACAAGGCUUCAAAGGAUCGCCCAAGGCAUUCGAGAAGGGGUGACUCUGCGGACUAUGUGGACUUGCGCAAGCCUCCUUCUCGCUACCUUGAUGGCGAUCACAUUUCUUCCACUCAAAACCACUGGAGCGACUGUACUGAUAUCGAUGGUUGGCAUUCCCUGGGCAGUUGCUAGCUGGGUACCCUUUGCGUUGGUCAUGGAGCAAGGUGAGCGACUGCCAUUUCCCCGCUGUUGACGUUGCUGAGACUGACCAACGCCGUCUUACGUCGCUUCGUCAGUUCACGAAGCCGAACAAGGCUCGUCGCCGUUUGAAUUCGAGGGAGACUAUCAUGGCGCGCAAAGGACUGCUCAGCGUAGGCGGGCCAGCAUGCUCGCUGCGGCAAGCUUCCACGUCGCAGGUACUUCCUCGGAGAGCACAUCAAGUGAUUCCACGAUGGCGCGGACACAAUUGAGAGCCGCACUGAACGAGUGUGGUCCCCUGCGACGAGGAGACCCGCCUGCAUCACUUUUGAAAGGGCGUUCGAGUAGGAACACGACUCCUAGUGGAAGCGUCCUGGCCAGGGGUGGAGAGAUCAUCGGUCAUCUCCCAUCCAGCACUUCGAGGCAUGCGCCAACAGCUGCCUCGACGCAGGGCGGAUCGGGAGGCACGAUUCUCGGCAUUCACAAUCUCGCCAUCGUCUUCCCUCAAUUUGUUGUGGCAGUCAUUGCUAGUCUGAUUUUCAAGGCCGUGGAUCGUCAAGAUCCGACGGUCACCCUCGUCAACGAAGGUCGCAGCGCGAGCCUCGAUGUUUUCCCAUUCUUUGUCGGGAGUGCAGAGCCUCCGCACCAGCAGUCAGCAGAAGGUGUGGCUUGGGUGCUGCGAUUUGGAGGUCUCAUGUCCCUUUGCGCUGCCUUACUCACCAGAUUCAUUCCGUUGACUAGAACGGAGAGGGCAAGAAGAGGUGAAAUACUGGAUGCUGAUGUUGCACCCUCUCACUUCGACGACGAGGUAGGGGAGGAUGAGGCAGAAGAUGAGCAGAACUGA